AUGGAGAGGAAGGAACAAAUCAUGACCUUCUACAGCCCUGAUGUCCAAAUAAAAGGGGACCGGAAAUACCAACGGCCUACUGUUCCUACCAACAAACAGUCAAUGUCACCCCAGAAGCGACAGCAGUAUGUGGAUCAGGCUUACACCUACACCCGGAUGUUCUGUGGCAGCCUCUCUGGCUUCAGCCUGCUGCUGCUGAUCUGCACAUCCCCACUGAGCUGGGUGCAGUUCCUGGUGACCAACAACGGCCUUGAGCUCAACGCAGGACUCUGGACUCUAUGCAGCCAUGAGCUGUGCUGGAGCCACAUACCCAAGCCACCCUAUUAUCUCCACUGCUCCAGGGCCCUGUUCAUCAUCUCGAUCCUGUGCGCGCUUGCUGGCCUUGGCUUGCUCUUCAACUCUUGCCACCCUGCAGAGAGAAUCGCGUCCUCUGAGUUGGAUCUGAAGAUGGCCAUCCUCAGCUUCUGCUCAGCUGUCUGCUUGCUCCUCUGCCUCAACCUGUUUCUGGCCCAGGUUGAAUGGUACACAAAGAGUGCCAUGGAGUCAGAGCUCCUGUGGGCCUAUUAUCUUAACUGGUGCAGUGACGUCUUAUACUUCUGUGCUGGGGUCAUCUCUUUUCUCAAUUACAUAACUUUCCAGUCUCAUUCUGCCGAUCCAAGUGUCAAUCAGAUUCCACAGCAGAGGCCCAGGCUGGACUUUGGUCCAGUGCCAACACUACUGCCUGCUACAGCAGAAAAGCCAAGUCCUGAGAUGCAGCUUCUAAGUUGGAGAGAGGAAAAACAGCCAAGUAUGGGAGGGAGAAAUCAGUCAAAUGUGAGAGGGGGGGAAGUCACCAAGUACAAGACUGUGACAGGAACAGGGAAGGCUAAGUCCUGCUGCCUCAAACAUAGAGAGGGUGCGUUAGGUGAGAAAUGA
Messenger RNA from Acomys russatus (golden spiny mouse), 915 nucleotides. Its product is annotated as transmembrane protein 202-like. Gene Ontology annotation, cellular component: plasma membrane. NCBI's taxonomy places the organism in Eukaryota, Metazoa, Chordata, Mammalia, Rodentia, Muridae. The record is from RefSeq and is a predicted model, not a curated record.